CUCGGGGGUGAAUGGCAACAUGUCGAAUACUCUCUCCUCUCAAUUUGGCGAUGUUUGUUCGAUAUACGACGUUUGGCAGUGCAAUUUUUGGAACACUAGUUUAAAAACAAGUCACAUGAGGAUUUUUAAAAAACACGCUGGGAGCAGCAAAUUGAAGAAACUUGACGUCCGUUGGAACGACACAUUGGGAGUGGAAGGUGUCGCUCAUCUCGCAUCUGUCGUUUUACAAUGUGAAGUCGAAGAUGUCAACAUGAGCGACUGCGGACUGACAGCUGAAGCAAUGAAAGGAUUCAAAAACAAUACUCGUGGUGCCAAGGUGAAAUUGAAAUUUAUCUCGAUUAUUUAUUUCGUCUUCUUAUACUGA
Messenger RNA from Styela clava, 364 nucleotides. Lineage: Eukaryota; Metazoa; Chordata; Ascidiacea; Stolidobranchia; Styelidae. The record is from RefSeq and is a predicted model, not a curated record.